AUGACACCUCAGGCUAUGCCUUAUUGUGCCCAUCAUAACUGUACUUGGAUCAAGGACAUGUUGGCGCAUGUCCAAAUUCAUCGCGUGUCCGAAUUUUCUACAUCAGGCAGCGGUGACGAUGUAUCGGUGUUCUGGGAACCAGAUUUAUCAUCUUUCACAGAUCCUUUCGCAAUCCACUCACCUACAAAUACACAGGUCAUCGUCCAUGCCCCUUCCCCCUUGCAAGAAUUUCUAACUCCUCCAUCGUCUUCCACUGGCAGUCCUGAUGCUCAGAUCCCUAUGCGGCCGCUUGAUGCUACUGACGUGUUGCAUGAAUCUGAAUCACCGCCUGUGACAAUCGUUCAGGUUGUUCCCAAAAACGAGGAGAAGAGGUUUCAUACGUCUCGCGCACGACGUGGAGGUGCUCCAUUUCAACAGUUCCGAAUUGAGUUAGCGAAAGUCGUCAGGGAGAAUCACAAGACUCACUGGAAGGUCUGGAAAGAUGUUCAUAAAACGAUAAUGAAGAAAGACUCUGAUAUCGUGCAACCUGACGAACAGAAAGAAGACGAAAACAUAACAGCGGGAGCUGGUUGUGUAGGCGGUGAUGCCAUAGAGGCCCAAGCUUCUCAAACUACGGGCAUGAGUACUCGCCAGAUUCGAAAGAGGAAGAUCAACGAUGUUAAUGGCAAUCAUGGUUCAGACACUGACGAGAACGUACUUUUUCCCAAUCCUGUUCCAACUGUCGUGAAGCGCAUCUGCCGGGAGAGAACAGGGACAGACUGGCAGACAGUGCUCGAUAUAGUCAACAUCGAAUCAGUCGAUCUGGCUAGGGGACACCCAGGCUUAGGUUACGUUGGUGCGCCAACAGAUGAUCAGGAGCACCGUUACUUACGAGUUGGUUACUAUGAUACUACUUCGGUGUAA
Messenger RNA from Suillus fuscotomentosus, 903 nucleotides. RefSeq lists its product as uncharacterized. The record is from RefSeq and is a predicted model, not a curated record. The transcript is spliced from 4 exons. NCBI's taxonomy places the organism in Eukaryota, Fungi, Basidiomycota, Agaricomycetes, Boletales, Suillaceae. Bases 1 to 903 code for a protein of 300 amino acids.